ACCUUUACUAUUAUUAAAUGCACUCAACAAAUCCUAUCCUGCGUCAAUUGGCCGAUCAAUUGUCCGAAUUGCCACAAUAUGCACCAUUGCGGACAUAUAUCCGCGCGACGAUAAGUGCCACGUUGGGGGAAACGCCAAAGAAAACGAGUAGGGAUUUGACGUAUAGAGAACGUGUCACCCAUAGCAUGAUUGCCGAUUGGCUCGAGCAGAAUGGAUAUCCAAUAUCAUCUCAAGUCUUGAAAACAGAAAUGUCUGGAAACUACAUGGAGAGUGCAGAAAAACACGUGGAAAAUGGGGAAAAAAUCGAUAAUCUAUUGCGAAGUCAGCUGAAAAUCGAUAUUCGCGAUGGCACCGGUGACGAUUUUGAACGAAAAUCGAUAAAAUCGAUUGGCGCCGGCCGCCCGUUUGCAAAAAUUAAUAUGGUCGAUAAACAGCGAGCACCGUUGAAAAUUACACCGCUUAGUGAUGAGGAAUUUCGAAAAACGAUGCGGAAACGGAUGGAAAUGGAGAGGGAACGACUCGCACGUCUAUCCAACCAGGCAGAAGACGAUUCCGACGAUUCAUCGUCCUCCUCCGACUCUUCCACGUCAUCCGCGUCGUCAUCUUCCGAGGAGAAGUUGACUUUUUCGGAUAUCUUGGGGAAACCCACAGCAGCUGGCGCGGAGAAAAUGAUCGAACUAAGCCAAAUUCCCAACGCAUGGGGUCCGUCAAAAUCCGCGUUAGUCACUGAUGACGUGGCAAGCACUUCUGACCCACUUCCGGCGAUUUUCAACGCACAUCUUCCGCCGCUCUCCAUGGGACGACCACCGCUGACAAAAAGCGCGAAAAGUCGGGAAAUCGACGCCAUUUUCGGCUCGGAUAACGUGGAUUAUGAUUUAGAGGAUUUCGAGCAGGAUGGCGUGGCGAAGAAAAAGUCUAUACUGCCUAUGGAGAAAAAGAAGGAGGAAGCGAAACCAAAGGAACAGGAGCUAGUGGAGCCGUUGGUCUUGUCAGAAGGAGAAUCAAUCGACGAGCUUGAAGAUUUCGACACCGGUCUACUAUCUUCCGGAGGAUCCGAUUAUUCUUUUUAA
Molecule: messenger RNA, 1070 nt
Organism: Caenorhabditis elegans
Lineage: Eukaryota; Metazoa; Nematoda; Chromadorea; Rhabditida; Rhabditidae
Gene: F53G12.4
Product: LisH domain-containing protein
Exons: 5
Coding region: 18-1070 (350 amino acids)
Source: RefSeq, marked reviewed